ACAAUCAUCCUCAAUAUGAAACAGAACGAAUUGGCAGGCGAGGAAGGGUUCGGUGUAGGAACCUCUUCAGGUGCCUAUCGAGUCCCUGAUGGCAGUCGACCCGAGGCAGAAAGGCGACCACUGACUCUGCCCCCGAACACAAGCCUGGACAAAUUUAACAACUUCAUGCAACGUAUCGCCGAUAUUGUUGGUAUCGAGAAUGCUACAGUCAUAUCCAGCGACAAUGAGCUUAAGCAUGAGUCUUACCUUGACCCGAGCAAGGCUUACGAUGAAUAUUUUGUCAGCUCUGCCGUUGUCGCUCCUCGCAACGUGCCAGAUGUCCAAGCUAUCAUGCGACUGUGCAACGAAUUCGAGAUACCAGUCUGGCCAUUCAGUAUUGGCAGAAACGUCGGUUACGGAGGUGCUGCACCCAGGGUCCCUGGAAGUAUCGGUCUUGACAUGGGCAAGAAUAUGGCAAAGAUUCUGGAAGUGAACGUCGAUGGUGCAUUUGCCUUUGUCGAGCCAGGCGUAACGUUCAUGCAAGUCUUGCUUGAUCCACAUCUGAGCGUCCUUGCUGACAUGAAUCUAGCNGAUCUCCACAACUAUCUGGUCGAACACAACUUACGCGAGAAACUCUGGAUCGAUGUCCCUGAUCUUGGAGGAGGCUCCGUGAUUGGUAAUACUGUUGAGCGUGGUGUAGGGUAUACGCCAUAUGGUGACCAUUGGAUGAUGCAUUGUGGUAUGGAGGUAGUCCUGCCAGACGGCACUCUAUGGCGAUCUGGUAUGGGUGGUCUGCCAAACCCGAACGUUGACCCUAACGCGCCACCACACGAACAAGCUGCAAAUGAGACCUGGGGUCUGUUCAACUAUGGCUUCGGACCUUACAACGAUGGAAUCUUCACUCAGUCUUCUCUUGGUAUUGUCGUCAAAAUGGGUAUAUGGCUCAUGGUAAACCCUGGCGGGUAUCAAAGCUAUCUCAUCACUCUGCCGAAGGACGAGAAUUUGCACCAAGCUCUGGAGAUUAUAAGGCCUCUACGAGUAGGUAUGGUGCUACAAAAUGUGCCGACCAUGAGACAUAUCUUGCUGGACGCAGCAGUCAUGCCUCUGAACGACGAUGGGCUCGACGCUAUCGCAAAGAAGCUCAACCUAGGACGCUGGAACUUCUAUGGCGCAGUCUACGGUCCGCCACCAGUACGCGAAGUACUGCUUUCAGUGAUCAAACAAUCAUUCUUGCAGAUCCCGGGAGCGAAAUACUACGAGCCAGAAGACAUGCCCGAUAACGUGGUUCUUCAAACUAGAAACGACACACUGCAAGGAAUUCCUAGCACAACCGAAUUACGAUGGGUGGACUGGCUACCCAAUGGCGCUCACCUGUUCUUCAGUCCUAUCGCAAAAGUGUCAGGAGAUGAUGGUGUAGCACAAUACAAAGUGACCCGUCAACGCUGCGAAGAAGCCGGGUUCGACUUCAUCGGCACCUUUGUGGUUGGGAUGAUGCAUCACAUCGUCUGUAUCGUGUUCGACCGCAAAGACCCUGACAGCAGGCGCCGUGCCCACUGGUUGAUACGAACAUUGAUCGACGACGCAGCAAAGCGUGGCUGGGGAGAAUAUAGAACACAUCUCAGUGUGAUGGAUCAAAUCGCAGAAACAUACAGUUUCAACGACAAUGCGCAGAUGAAGUUGAACGACAAGAUAAAGGCUGCCCUAGAUCCGAAAGGUAUCAUCAGUCCAGGCAAGAAUGGAGUCUGGCCUAAGAAAUACAACAAAGCUGAUUGGAAGGUACCCGAGCAAUGA
Molecule: messenger RNA, 1770 nt
Organism: Aureobasidium musti
Lineage: Eukaryota; Fungi; Ascomycota; Dothideomycetes; Dothideales; Saccotheciaceae
Source: the annotation of a GenBank genome assembly